Messenger RNA from Cuscuta campestris, 876 nucleotides. The record is from the annotation of a GenBank genome assembly. Lineage: Eukaryota; Viridiplantae; Streptophyta; Magnoliopsida; Solanales; Convolvulaceae.
AUGAUUAAGUUUUGACCAUUUAAUCGAAUACUACGUGAAAAGAAAAUGUUAGGACAGAAGGAGUAUUAAAUAUUAACACAACUUUCUUUCUUUCACCUUUCUUUGGGAAGACAUUUAGUCAACAACCAAAAACGAUAUGAAAAUGCAACCCCCACUCCCAUAGUCUCACUUUCCUUCCAUUAUUAUAACAUUUCUCAUUUCUUGAAUUGCUAGCUAGCUCCAUCCAAGCUCUACAACCAUGGCUGCCAUUAAGAGUAAGCGGAGCGGUCAAAUUCCGGCGUUUGGGGAAUGGGAGGCGGCGGACCGCCUCCCCAUCACACAGUGCUUUGGGAACGCCCCGCAGGCCAGCCUCAGCGGCUAUUCCCGUGAAAGUGCAACCGCCGUGGUCGCCUCUCAUUUCCGCCUACCGCCGCCGCCGUCUCCUGCCGCGGCGGAUAUCUUUCUUCCUUCAUCAAAGAUGAAGAGAUACUCCCUAGGUGGUAGGGCUCAGCCAAGAAAGCCGGACCCCGAUGCACUUGAGAAGAACCGGUCCGGUUCACAGAAGCCAUUUCUAGAACAAAGUAAUGCCUCUAAACCGGUGGAUGAAGAUCUCUACCAAAUCCCCCCGGAGCUCCUCCGCAGUGGAAACCGAAAGAAAUUUUUUGGAUUCUUUUCAAGAUGCCUUGCUCCUCGGGUGGCAUGAAUUUCACCAAAAUGCAACAAAGAUACAAUUAUACAUAUACAUAUACAUAUACAUACACACACACACACUAUCUAUAGGAAUACUAUUCUUUCUUUCCAAUUAUGUGCUAUGCUUGUAUGAAGAGUUCAUGAUCUUUUGUUUUAGUGUCAAGUUUAGUGAUAGAAUUUUGAAUGGAAUAUAGGUAACUAAAACUA